CGCUUCGCAAGCUAACAAAAACCUGCAAAUGGGAUACAGAAGAGCAAGAGCCACCCGCGGAGACAGCUACGAAACGAAAAUCGUUCGGUUCAUUCAUUACGGCCGCAAAGGAAUCUAUUUCUACUUAUAUUUCAGAAGACAAUGAAUGAUUAUCACCACGUGGUCGAGAAGGAGAUGAGCUCUAGUAUCUAUGAGGAGAAUGAUGGAAAGAGAUAGAUUGUAGGUGUACGCGUUAGUUAGUAAGUUAAGUAAUUAUAGAAACCCGAACAUAAUGCAAACGACUGCGUGACGAGCUCUAGUAUAGGUAUUUAAGUCUAGUAGUUGUAUUGAACGAAGAUUGUACCAAAAGUAUCCCUUCGCGCCGGUCUGCCUAAACCUUCGAGUUUGCUUAGGAUUUUUUCGAGUUUGCCCUUUUCUGUCUAAAUUUAAAAUUUAGGCAGAAAAGUCGGAGGCUUAGGCAAGGCCCCCAAGGGAUCCUUUUGGCUGAGCUUCGUUCCAUGCAACUACUUGUACUAGAGCUCAUCUCCUACUUCGAUUCAAAUUGCUCGAGAAAGGCGAUGAGCUCUAGUAUAAGUACUAGUUGCAAUUCAUUGAAGUUCUUGCACUUGAAUGGUUCUGGAAUUGGGUAACCUGAUUUUUGAUCACAAGGGGAAGGGAUAGGAAGACGAGAACCCUUGGGAUCAAAUUCAUGUUCCCAAACACCGGAGCCAUUCAGUACUUCAAAUAGUUCUAAUCAAAACGGGUUUUCUAUCGUGUGGGAAAGCAUGCGCAUGAAGUCUCCAAGGCUAAGAUUCCUGAUGGAGGAGACGGGGACUCGGUAGAUGUGCCAGCUCGUUUAAAGGCGGCGCGCCGACGAGGACACGUUUUGCUGGGAUAUGAUGACACAGUUAGCGUUAUGGGAGAUCAAGGUCAACAUUAGCAUUGUAAAAAUGGUAAAGUCGUAACAAAGAGCAGUACUACUGGAUGCGUUCAUGAUCAUGGUACUAUCACGGAGACAGUGGCCCUCCUACUCGUCAUUUCCGUGAUGUAAAUCGCGUUCGUUUUACUUCUUCUCGUUUCUCGUUCUACUUGUAAGUACUUACACUAACAGUUCUUGUACCUCAUCGUCAUCAGUCACUUUCUGAUGAUGACGUCGGUAAGGUGGAACGCUAGAUGUAGGGUUAUUGAAUUUUUCCUCUACUACUAUACUACUACAACUUCUAACAAGAAGGAUGCAUCGGACUAUAGUGGUCAGCAGAGUGUGAGUCUGACUGUCGCGUCCGUUCAAGAGGAGGAAGAAGGCAGAGCAACAGUCACUCACAUGCAGCAACAAAAUGGUGGAGAAGAGGGCGGAGGGGAACACCAGAAGGCAUCGUUUGUGAGCAGGCUUCUGUUAAGGCUAGUGCAAUCUGAAUUGUGCAAUGUAGUUGAUGCAAUGAGAGUGAGUUUGUGAACAAUAGUACCUCGAAAACUGAAAAUAGCCGAGUUACUGACUGAAAUAAGGGAGCCAGCUUUGACAGGCCUACUCUUCCUUGUAGUUCAGUAUCUCGCUUAUUUUAAGUAGUUACUCGCGUAUUUCAGUUUAUCGGAAAGUGAAAGUCAGACCUGGCAUUUCCGACCCUGACCUUGAGUCUUUUCUUUCUUGUUUUAGAAUCCCACAUUUAUGGUACAAUCAACGCUAAUUUUGUCAUCCCUGGGGAUCACCAUUGCAGAAGAAGAAGGAGAAGCAACGUCACAAAAAGCACGAACAGAGUCAGUUCAUCAGCAAAGCCCAACUACAGCGGCCACAGAAAACUCAUCAGUGGAGGUAGGAGUGGCACACGAAUGGAACGCGAUGCUCACAAGGGUAGAGGAUGACUGGAAAAGGUUUUUGGCUGAGUACGCCGCCAACUUCGUCUUGGAUCUCGAGUUUCUCGUUUACUUUGUUAAGGCCACUCAAAUGCUCUCAAAAAUUCUGAUUACAACAGGGAUUCUUUCUUUUUCUAACCUCAAUGAUAAAAAAGGCGCAUACACUCCCGACGCAAGACGAGCAUGGAGAUCUCGACAUUGGAAAGACAAAGGGACGACGCCGGCUUACGAACACCUUCUGAGAUUUGCAACGCAGGAUGUUGAAGCCCCUAGUUAAGGAUUGAAGAUGAGCCAAAAUCCAUUUCCAUCUUGAAUCUGCAUUUGCCCAAGAAUGAAUAAUAUUUAUCGUAUCAAUAAAUACCUCGUUAUUCCUUUUUUUUUUUGAUCAUGAAACAAAGAGGUGAAAAAACCAUUCAAUAUCUCGACGUUAUUCCUAUUCCUAUCUUAUCCUUGCCGAACAAGAGGCAAAAAAUGAAAUUAAAAAACGAUUAGAAAGAGGCACCAAGAUAGUCACGACGAAGAAGACGGAUUUCUACAUAAGGUGAAAUUUGAAUUUCUAAAUUGGAGACGAGGACCACAUUGUUCUUCGGGCCACAAGUGUGCCGCAAUACUCUGUGCUGGCAGCAUCUGCGCUUUCGUCUCAAUGGGGCGGUUCGUCAUUGGGAGUGCAACCUUCUGCUAGAUUGGAAAUUGCCCCUUUCUUAUGUUUGGAUGAAUGGUUCCGGUAUUUUUGGUAUAGCCUGAAUUUGAUCAUAAGGGAAAACAAGAAGAGAACCCUUAGGAUCAAACUCAGGUUACCAAAUACCGGAGCCAUACAUUGGACAAUAUUACAAAAGUAUAUUUAUUUUUUAGUAUAUAUAUUUAUAUAUAUGACGAGUAUAUACGUUGUAGAUGAUCAUGAGAAGGUGUCGUGGUCGUUGACGCUGAAGAGAAGGGAAAGCAUCGAAUUCGAAAUACAUCACAAAGACCAGCUCUAAUUUUUCUCAGUCCUGCGUCGCGGUUUUCAGGUCCGAUGGCUCUCCUUGGCGAAGUCAAGGAAGAUGGAGAAAGUGAUACGACCGGCGCGAGCAAAGUAGCAGACCAUGAGCAGCACAGCAAAAACUUGGCGCUCCGCAGGAUUCGGGAGGAGGAAAAUUUAAGGCAGCCCAUAAUAUAACUCAUCUUAUACUUCACAAAGACACACAGGGAGGGACGUGAGAGCGCUACUUUCCUUUGAUGUUUCCUCUAUUAUCUAGGAAGAUUCUGAGAUUCACAGUGAGGACGCGUGCUUCCCUUUCUGAUGUUUCCUUGUUCUAGGUUGCCUACAUGAAGAAGGAAACAAAAAGGCUCACAAAUUUCUACUAUGGACAACGUGGAAGAUGAAUUUUUGUGAGAUCUAAAAAGUCGGAUGAAGGGAGUUGUCAUGUCCCAACUGCAACGAGGGCAAGGUGGUGGAAAUGGUGACAACAAGAAACGAGCUUUCAUGUACAUCACUCUCUACGAUGAGGAUGAGGCGGCUCUAUUCUUAAGGCUGCCUAGCAUCCGAUGUGAAAAUUUUUAUCCGAAAUAAAAUAAAAAUAUCUCUAUUUACUUCCUAGUAUAAUUUUUGCUGUUCUUCUGUCUUUGUGUUUGUGUACUUAGUUGUUAAUUUGUCUUGAUGAUUUAUCGUGAAUGACAUAUAGGCACAAGUUGAUAUUUUUGAAGGGAAUCCCCCGUCCCGACCCGUACGCGUACUAGCAUGGGUAAGUACUCACUGACGAGGACUGUAUCAGGCUCGAAUUUUUGGAGAGCAUAAUCAGGCGUAUAAUGGGCGAAUUGUGGAGAUCGUUCCUUUCACCGCGAACGCUCCGAAACAAAAAAUGCACGAUACCGCUUUAUGAUGUUGAAAAGUAAGUAGUCGGAUCCGAGGUCUCGACUUCUCUGUACAUUCAUAGUCCCUAUCUUCAAUCUAAAAAAAUCUAUUCGAUUGUUGAUAGAUGAUGAACAAUCUCGAUCUCGUCUGGCUCUGGGCUUUUCAUUCUGGGUCUGGGCUUUUUUUUAUUUGCCAUCCGUAGGUAAGGAGCGCAGGGCUUGACACAAAAGUUUUCAAUUUCAUCUAAGAACGCACGGUAGCGCUUGUUUGGACACGGCAUCAGAGGUUGCGAGCACAGGUCCCAGCACCGUAUUUGAGUACGGAGGAAAACGAACGCGCGCCAAAAUCCGCAGGAAUGCAGCGAACGGCAACAAAAAAGUAAUCAUUAAGUAGACUGGAUCAUUAUGUUGAUCAUCUUCAGCAAAGCACAGUAUUUGAUUAUUCUCUCGCUUCUCUGUGCUUCAUCAAGAAAGCAGAUAGAGACAUAAUUAUCACGACAACUUAACAAUCUAUGUGAAUUUUGAUCAUUUAAUGACAGAAGUAAGAUGAAGAUUGUGGAUCAUGAUCUUCCCGUCUAGAAAAAUCCAAGUAUGAAGCUGCAUGCAUAGGCUCUAAUCUCAAACAGCAGGACUAUACACUGCAGCAACCGCAUCAUACCUAUUUGCGCUCUCUCUUCGAGGAUGCACGUAUUCUCAUGAAACGGCUGGAGGAGUACCGAGAUAAGCAGGAGCAAGAAAAAAUAAAGAGGAGGCGUGGCGCAUUCGCACAAGGAGGACAGCCAGAGUACAUUAAGCGUACGUUUCUGCUUUUGGUGUUUGUUCGGUGUUGCUGUUCGCGUUUGUUAAUAUGGUCCUUCUAGGGGAGAACCGCAACCGUUUGUAGUUAAUACGGGUCUACUAUGGGAGAAAUGAAGCGCAACUUCUCAUAACGGGAACAAAAGAAACUGCACCAAAGCAAAACCCUACCUCUAAUUGCAGCUCGUUUCCAGUUGAUGAAUUCUUUGGGUGGGUGGCCUCCAUAUCACAGCCGUUAAUAUACGGUAGUCGGCCGCAGUUCGUGCAUGACUUCUUUCAUUCAGGCAGAGAGUUGGAUUAUUUUUAUCAAGUGGCAGCACCAGCAGGAGAGCCAGAACCUCUGUAUAACGAUGUUCAACAAGUCCACCCGAGUUCGCCUGUUCAACAAGUAUUCUUUCAACAGAUGUUGACUUCGUCACUAAUGGCUCAACAUGUACAACAAGAAGGCUUUUUUGGUUUUGGAGCUGGAGAACAUGAUCUUCAGUUCUACAAUCAGACGCAGCAGGAGCCUGAUGGAACAUACGUCGUGGCUGAUGGUUAAGGCUCAACUUUCAUUGGUCAGCAUUUAGUAGAUUGGAGUCGCUGUUGACAUCAUACGUAAGAGCAGGAGAACCCCUGAGAGAACAGGGGAAAACUAAGGGAAAGGGCGGAAGCUCUGUAACAAGGGGCCUUGUUGCUUCAUCAGCACCAGUGACCAAUGAACUUCGACCUCUAAGAUGGAACAGCAACAGCUCCACGAGUUGUUAACUCUCCUUCUCCUUCACAUCCGCUAGGUGUGCUUCCAGAAGGUCGGGAGGAUCAUCACGCUUCGGGAAGUCAGUUUGAUCUUCCGACAGCAGGAGGUACUACAUAAAAGGAAGUACGUACGACCUUCUGCUUUUAGAGCUAUUUCCUUCCUUGUGGUUGUGAAUGUAAUAGUCUAGACUAAAAAAUAUACUACUGUCGUGAAAGUAAGUAAUAAUGCACUAAAUAGAUGAACAUCAUAGCUAGAUAUGUUCUAAGAAAGACGGCCACUCAGUAGACCAGGAGGAGUGCUCGCCUAACAUCUUCUAGUAUCCUAUUAUGAUUGUCGUUGUCCCAUGAUCCUACCGUGACGAACCAGCAGUCCCACCCUUCGCGACAAAUUUUCUUUCUAGAGGUUCAGGUUCUCCUUUGGGUAAAACACAAUACAGGAGACGAAGUGCGGCAGCUACCGAUUGCGGGCAGACGUGUUGUAGACACCAGUGCAUUGUUAUGGCAGUGGAGGAGAAUAGAAAUACUUACACCUACAUUCAUUAAGUCAUCUCCAAUGCCAACACCAACUAUGCACUAUUUUUAGUAGUUUUAAUAUUGAUCAUGUAGUUCCUGUCAGUUUGUUCUUGUUGUAGGAAAUACAUCAAAUAGAAGGUCCUCGUCAUAUUAUUAUUAAAGUAUUUUUAGGUGCCGAAGGCGAAGCUUGAACUUGAUGAUGGAGUCUAAAACUGAGAAGACAACAUCAACCGGGAGCAGAGGUACUAGGGGACCACGAUGAUGAAGAGGAUUUAGAAGGCUCAUCGCGUCGUACUCGCGGAAACUCUGCACCAUCGACAACACCACUUAAGGGUAGGCUAAAGGUGCUUUUCUUACCGCUUUUUAUGCCUCUCCUACGGGAGAAAGGCAUAACAAGCGGGGUAAGCGAGCACCAAAAACCUACCUCUAAACCACACCAGUCGUAUCGUCCACAAGCCUAUCCACCACAGCACGAGCAUCCGUCAGAGGGACGGCAAGCCUAUCCACCACAGCAUGAGCAUCCGUCAGAGGGACGGCUCGGUCCAGGACAGCAUUUCCAAGUAAAAAACACCUUCAUCGAGGUCGACGCGACAUCGCCUGGUAGUGGUGGCGAAGACUCAGGUCUUUGGCAAGGGCAGAGUACUACUAUCGGUAGCUUUGGAAAUAAGAGGCGGGCAUCGUCUGCGCCGCCCUUGCUCCAGGGAAGAAGCCGCUUUUUACAGUAGUCUACUAGGUCGAAGUACCUAAGUAGUGAACUACAGGACAGGUGGAGACACUUAAUUAGAGUAGUGGAGAUCGAUGAACUGCUACUCAUCUGCUAAUAUGACGAGCCACCUUGCCGUUUCAGGUCUUGGUGUAGUGGAAGACAAGGGGGAAAAACAGAGUGAGCCCGCUCAGGAGCCGCUGAGUAAUUCUAGGUCAUGAAAUUAUUAUUGUUCUUUUGUAUUUUUGGAAGAUUUUCUAGUACAGUACAGGUGGCAAUGAUCCAUCAGUACUACAAGUGGAAAUGAUGUGAAACUGAAUAACAAGUGAGCUUUUUUAUGCGGAGCAGGGAGCUCGAGCUAGCUUACUCGCGAUGCAGCGGGAGCAGCAAGAGACGAAUGCAAAAUAAUGCAUAAUGCCGAGGCUUCGAAACGUCUUAGUGUUUCUGUUUUUUUGCGGCAUUUGAAGAGUUGAGUACAGUGAGCUUUAAUACUCGAUUUGCUUGAUUGAAGAUGUUUGAGUUUCGCUUAUUUUUUUCCGCAUCGACAAGGAUAUGAAGAGCAAGCACGAAUGACAUAACGGCACAAUGAUUGAAGAUCACGACGGUAGGUAAAGGUAUGCCACCUCUACUACAUUUACAUUUGCAUCAUGGGAUAUUUAUUACAACUAAUCUUGCGUUGCUUAGGUUGCAAGGAUCAGAGGGACAAUGACUGUCAGCUAGAAGGUAAAAAAAAGUGAAAGUGAAUAUCAAACAGGGCUCGUUUAUGCUAUACAUAGGAUUCAGAUUCAGAUUAAUUGUGGUUCCGUUUAUUUUGGUGUUUCGUUCUCUUCCACAUGCGACGUAUCUGUACCAGUAUUUUUUCGCUCUGUAAUUUUUAGAAUGCUGGUCAGAAAACCGCGCACCAAUACCGAACUCGGGAACGGGAUACUUAAUAGACGUAUCUUGGAAUGGGACUUCAUUAUAGUUUGUCUGUGAUUAAAGGAUGAUAAACACGCGAAAGCAGAUGCAAUCCCGUGAUAUCACGAGAAUAAAGGGCACUCGUGGGAAAGCACAUCAAGGACCAAAAGCACACAUAGGAUGAUCAUGUGAGAAACACAAGGACCACAUGCACAAGAUAGAAGCAUGACGGACAUGGAUAAAAGCGUUGCAUUAAUAUCAUUAUACACGACAAGAUGAAUGACACGGCCAUCAUGUUGUAUGUUGCUUUGCGAGCACGAACAUUUAUCCCCAAAGAACUGAAGCAAAUCAUUCUUCAUCCCUGAUUUUGCAAGAAACGCAUGUUGAACAAGCGAAAAGUUGCUGGUUUGUCAGAACAAGCGAAGGCACUG
This is a messenger RNA of Amoebophrya sp. A25, 7731 nucleotides long. The record is from the annotation of a GenBank genome assembly. Lineage: Eukaryota; Dinophyceae; Syndiniales; Amoebophryaceae.